Molecule: messenger RNA, 1439 nt
Organism: Humulus lupulus (European hop)
Lineage: Eukaryota; Viridiplantae; Streptophyta; Magnoliopsida; Rosales; Cannabaceae
Product: EPIDERMAL PATTERNING FACTOR-like protein 6
Exons: 3
Coding region: 683-1102 (139 amino acids)
Biological process (GO): stomatal complex development; guard cell differentiation
Source: RefSeq, a predicted model, not a curated record
AUAACAUCAAAUAACCAUAAAUACCAUUUAAGUAUUAAACAAUUCUAGCAAUAAAAAAAUGAAGUUAUAAAAAGUGGGCUACCAUUAUUUUCCAACAAAAGAAGUGAAAAAAAAAAGAGGCUGGGGGGUUUAAAAAAAAAGAGGGUAGAGAAGAGCAGUUGAGAGUGCAGAGCAGAAGGUAGCAGAGGAGUGGUUGUUUUAGGAUUCCUGGGUUUGGGAAUAGCUGAAGGACAGAGACGAAAGGCUGCAAAAGAGACCGAGAUCCAAACAUGGCAAAGGCUUAGGAACCGACGAUCCGUAUAGACAUAUAUUCACCAUACCCUUCUUUAAUUACCUCUUCUCUCUCUCCUUCUCUCUCAAACUUGCUUUGCCGUACAAUACCAAUCUCACAAAAACAAGGGUGAAAGAGUUUGAUAUGUUAGGUACUGAUUUGACCUUGUACUGUUGCAUGGAAAGAUAUGUGGAGUUUGAGUCCGGAGCUACACCGAAGAAGAUUGUGAUAAACCCAGUCUAAUCAUAGAAAGAAAGAAAGAAAAUCGGCAAAAUAUACUGUCAAUAAUUUAUUUCAGCAAUACCACAAGUUUCAGAGCCAGCUCUCUUUUUCCUUCUACUUUCUAGUUAGUUAAUAACUUAUUUUCUUCCCUCGUUCUAAAGGGUUUUACUUUGAGCUUUAAUCUUGUUAAUGGAGUGGAAGAGAAACAGAAUAAUAAUAAUAAGGUUCAGUAUUAGUACUAAACCUUCUCUAUUUUACUAUGUUCCCAUCUUCCUCUUCACUAUUUCAGCACUGUUCUACAGUUCUAUCAGCUUCACAACUACAUGCCCAGAUGGCAGGUGUUCGAUGUCUGCCAAAGCUGAUCAUACGUAUUUUCAGGGAUCGGAGAAACCACCAGAGAAAAUGGUAACGCCGCCACCGUUAAUGAAGACGGCUCCGAGAUACUUAAGCGGAAUUGGGUCGUCGCCGCCCCGGUGUUUGUGGAAAUGCGGCAACUGUAGGCCGUGUAAACCAGUCCACGUGCCUGUGCCGCCGGGGAAUCCGGUGACGGCUGAGUACUACCCGGAAGCAUGGAGGUGCAAAUGUGGCAACAAGUUAUACAUGCCUUGAAAAUAUAUAUAACUUUGUUUUGCUAUAAUCAAACUAUAACUUAAAAUAUUAAAGAAAAAAAAAAAGGUUAUAUAUAUAUAAAUGUUUUUCCUAUUAUUAUUGCUAGCUAAUUAGCUACUUUUGUCUUUCUUCAGUGGUGUGAUAUUUUCUAGUUAUAUGGAAUAUGGAUUGUAUAACAUGGAUUGUCCCUAGGUUCUUAGUUAUAUAUAUAUAUAUAUAUAUAUAUAACAGAUGAUCAAGUAUAUAGGACUUUAGUUUGUAUGUUAUAAUAGAAUUAAUUAAGGUAUACAUUCAUGAUCUUUAAGAAUAUCGUGUAUCUAAUUAUUAUAGACCUUGU